This is a messenger RNA of Saccharomyces paradoxus, 1659 nucleotides long. RefSeq names its product ribosome biosynthesis protein NOC4 (gene NOC4). The record is from RefSeq and is a predicted model, not a curated record. Gene Ontology annotation, cellular component: small-subunit processome; nucleolus; Noc4p-Nop14p complex. Lineage: Eukaryota; Fungi; Ascomycota; Saccharomycetes; Saccharomycetales; Saccharomycetaceae. Bases 1 to 1659 code for a protein of 552 amino acids. The transcript has a single exon. Gene Ontology annotation, biological process: ribosome biogenesis.
AUGGCAUUGCCUAUAUCAGAAAUCAAAGAUAUUGCCAAGAGGCUGACUGCUGCAAGCGACAGAAAGCAGUACAACUCCAUUAUUAAAUUAGUCAAUGAACUUGUGAUUCCAGAUAAUGUUACACAAUUGGAAGAAGAGGAGACAGAAAGAAACUUAAGAUUUCUAGUUAUGUCACUAUUUCAAAUAUUUAGGAAACUGUUUUCUCGUGGCGAUUUAACCGUUCCUUCGUCCAAAAAGGCCACUUUGGAGAAAGAACAGUUUGUUAAUUGGUGUAGGAAGGUCUAUGAAGCAUUCAAGACGAAGCUGUUAGCUAUUAUUUCGGACAUACCGUUUGAAACAUCUCUUGGAUUAGAUUCGCUUGAUGUCUAUCUUCAACUUGCGGAGCUGGAAUCAACUCAUUUUGCAUCUAAAAAGGGCGCCCCAUUUUUCCCCAAUAAGACAUUCAGAAAGUUAAUCAUCGCCCUAUGGUCCUCGAACAUGGGCGAAAUAGAAGACGUCAAGAACUCGGGAGCAUCUGAAAAUGUAAUCAUAAUAGAAUUUACGGAAAAAUAUUAUACGAAAUUUGCAGAUAUUCAGUACUACUUCCAAUCUGAAUUUAACCAACUGUUAGACGACCCAGCUUAUCAGGAUUUACUUUUAAAAAACGUAGGUAAAUGGUUGGCUUUAGCAAACCAUGAUAAGCAUUGUUCUAAUUCGGACGCAGAUUUGGAGAUCUUUGUACCAAAUCCACCACAAGCCAUCGAGAACGAAUCCAAGUUCAAGUCAAAUUUCGAAAAAAAUUGGUUAUCUCUCUUAAAUGGUCAAUUAUCUCUACAGCAGUAUAAGUCUAUCCUGUUAAUAUUGCAUAAGAGAAUAAUACCUCAUUUUCACACACCGACUAAACUAAUGGAUUUUCUUACUGAUUCCUACAAUUUGCAAAGCUCUAAUAACAACGCUGGUGUUAUACCCAUCCUAGCUUUGAACGGCCUUUUUGAAUUGAUGAAGAGAUUCAACUUGGAGUAUCCAAACUUUUACAUGAAACUUUAUCAAAUCAUAAGCCCAGAUCUGAUGCAUGUGAAAUACAGAGCAAGAUUCUUCAGGUUAAUGGAUGUAUUUUUGUCGUCAACACAUUUAUCUGCCCAUUUAGUGGCAUCUUUUAUCAAAAAGUUAGCAAGGCUUACGCUGGAAUCACCACCUUCUGCUAUCGUCACGGUGAUUCCCUUCAUUUAUAAUUUAAUCAGGAAGCAUCCUAAUUGUAUGAUUAUGCUGCACAACCCAGCUUUCAUUUCUAACCCAUUCCAGACAUCCGAUCAAGUCGCGCACUUGAAAAUUCUGAAAGAAAACUACGUGGAUCCCUUCGAUGUUCAUGAAUCAGACCCUGAAUCAACUCAUGCGCUGGAUUCCUCUCUGUGGGAGCUGGCGUCAUUGAUGGAACAUUAUCAUCCUAAUGUAGCCACAUUGGCCAAGAUAUUUGCUCAACCAUUCAAGAAGCUGAGCUAUAACAUGGAAGAUUUCCUAGACUGGAACUACGAUUCUUUGCUCAGUGCAGAAUCUUCAAGAAAGUUGAAGACACUUCCUACGUUAGAAUUUGAGACUUUCACAAAUGUUUUUGAUAAUGAAGAAGGCGAAAAUGGAUCAUCAUCCCAAAGUAAAGUCUACUUGUCCGGGGUAGCAUGGUAA